AUGCCAUUCAUAGCGUUCGGGACAGGGUCGAAGUGGAAGGGACAGGACGUCACGGACUACGUGAUACAGGCCAUUGAGACCGGGUUCUCGCACCUCGAUACCGCCCAAUGGUACGGAACGGAGGACAGUGUCGGGCGAGCAAUCCACGAUAGUGCCCUCGACCGUUCGGAGCUUUACAUCACGACCAAAUGGUCUGGCCUCAGUACAAUCCCCGAGGCCAUUGACAACAGCCUCAGCAAGCUGGGGCUGAAGCAAGUUGACCUCUACCUGAUUCACAACCCAGCGAUGAUCAACGACCUGGAAGAAGACUGGCGUUCGUUUGAGAAGAUCAAGGAAGCGGGAUUAUCCAAGAGCAUUGGCGUUAGCAACUUCGGCCUCCCGCUGCUGGAGAAGCUGAUCAAGAUUGCGAAGGUCAAACCCGCUGUCAACCAGAUUCUCUUCCACCCGUACAACUACGCAGAGAACAAGGCCCUGCUGGAAUUCAGUGCGAAGCACGGGAUCAUCACCGAAGCAUACAGCAGCCUUCAGCCAAUCACGAAGUAUCCAGGAGGGCCUGUCGAUAAGCCCGUCGCGGCGGCAGCCAAACGCUUGAACGCCAGUGAUGUCCAAGUUCUCCUGGCAUGGGUUAAGAGCAAGGGCGUGGCUAUCGUAACAACAAGCUCUACCAAGGAACACUUGGAGGAGUACCUGGCUGUGGCUGAUCUACCAGAAUUGACCGACGAGGAAAUUGCCGCCAUAGACGAGGCUGGGGCCAAGGGGCCUCCGAGCACCAUUUCAAUCACUUUCUCGAGAAUGAAGAAGAACUGGUACCGCAACAGGUACAUUCUUGGGCCGGGGCUCCUGUUCCAGUUCUGUGCUUUCUUGUUCGUUAUGGCGAGGUCGUGA
Messenger RNA from Trametes versicolor FP-101664 SS1, 885 nucleotides. Its product is annotated as Aldo/keto reductase. Lineage: Eukaryota; Fungi; Basidiomycota; Agaricomycetes; Polyporales; Polyporaceae. Gene Ontology annotation, molecular function: oxidoreductase activity, acting on NAD(P)H as acceptor; aldose reductase (NADPH) activity. Gene Ontology annotation, cellular component: cytosol. The transcript is spliced from 9 exons. The coding region runs from base 1 to 885 and encodes 294 amino acids. The record is from RefSeq and is a predicted model, not a curated record.